Phasianus colchicus (ring-necked pheasant) is the source of this 3651-nucleotide messenger RNA. RefSeq names its product ATPase H+ transporting V0 subunit a1 (gene ATP6V0A1). The record is from RefSeq and is a predicted model, not a curated record. NCBI's taxonomy places the organism in Eukaryota, Metazoa, Chordata, Aves, Galliformes, Phasianidae. Gene Ontology annotation, biological process: proton transmembrane transport; vacuolar acidification. Gene Ontology annotation, molecular function: ATPase binding; proton-transporting ATPase activity, rotational mechanism. Gene Ontology annotation, cellular component: plasma membrane; vacuolar proton-transporting V-type ATPase, V0 domain; vacuolar proton-transporting V-type ATPase complex.
CGGUCCUCCCGUGUCGUCACUUCCGGUGCGGCCCAGCGAGUCGUGCCGUCGCUAGGAGACGUGCGUGGUGACGUCGGAGCCGGGCGUCGCCGCCGGUCAGCUGGCGGCCGGGGCGGUGCGGGUGGUGCCGGCAGAGGCCGCGGUGGGCGCCGCCAUGGGGGAGCUGUUCCGCAGCGAGGAGAUGACCUUGGCCCAGCUUUUCCUGCAGUCCGAGGCCGCCUAUUGCUGUGUCAGCGAACUGGGCGAGCUGGGGAAGGUGCAGUUCCGCGAUCUGAACCCGGACGUGAAUGUGUUCCAGCGAAAAUUUGUUAAUGAAGUCAGGAGGUGUGAAGAAAUGGACCGAAAGCUCCGAUUUGUUGAAAAGGAGAUCAAAAAAGCAAAUAUUCCUAUCAUGGACACAGGUGAAAACCCAGAGGUGCCAUUUCCACGUGACAUGAUUGAUUUGGAGGCAAACUUUGAGAAAAUUGAAAAUGAGCUUAAAGAAAUCAACACAAAUCAGGAAGCUCUGAAAAGAAACUUCUUGGAGCUGACAGAGUUAAAAUUUAUACUGCGUAAAACUCAGCAAUUUUUUGAUGAGGCUGAAUUGCAUCAUCAGCAGAUGGCGGAUCCAGACCUGUUGGAGGAAUCCUCUUCACUCCUGGAGCCAAGUGAGAUGGGAAGAGGUGCCCCACUACGGCUUGGGUUUGUGGCUGGAGUGAUCAACCGCGAGCGAAUCCCCACGUUUGAGCGCAUGCUGUGGCGCGUGUGCCGAGGGAACGUUUUCCUGCGCCAGGCUGAAAUUGAAAACCCCCUGGAGGAUCCCGUCACGGGGGAUUAUGUGCACAAGUCUGUAUUUAUCAUCUUUUUCCAAGGUGACCAAUUGAAGAACAGAGUCAAGAAGAUAUGUGAAGGAUUCCGUGCCUCCCUCUACCCAUGUCCAGAAACACCACAGGAGCGGAAGGAAAUGGCUUCUGGUGUCAAUACCAGAAUUGAUGAUCUCCAGAUGGUGCUGAACCAAACAGAGGAUCACCGCCAAAGAGUUCUGCAGGCAGCUGCUAAAAAUAUUCGGGUCUGGUUCAUCAAAGUCCGCAAGAUGAAGGCCAUCUACCAUACCCUGAAUCUGUGCAAUAUUGACGUGACACAGAAGUGCUUGAUUGCUGAAGUCUGGUGUCCUGUAGCUGACCUCGAUUCCAUUCAGUUUGCCCUCCGGAGGGGCACUGAGCACAGUGGUUCCACCGUCCCAUCUAUUUUAAAUCGGAUGCAAACCAAUCAGACCCCACCAACAUACAACAAAACUAACAAGUUCACUUGUGGCUUUCAGAACAUUGUUGAUGCUUAUGGCAUUGGAACUUAUCGGGAAAUAAAUCCAGCCCCGUAUACAAUCAUUACCUUCCCAUUUCUGUUUGCUGUGAUGUUUGGAGAUUUUGGCCAUGGAAUCCUGAUGACUCUGAUUGCUAUCUGGAUGGUGCUUAGGGAGAGUCGUAUUCUGUCACAGAAAAGUGACAAUGAGAUGUUCAACACUGUUUUUAGUGGUCGGUACAUCAUCCUGCUGAUGGGACUGUUCUCCACUUACACAGGCCUUAUCUAUAACGACUGCUUCUCCAAGUCUCUUAAUAUGUUUGGUUCAUCGUGGAGCGUCCGGCCGAUGUUCUCCAAAGCCAAUUGGUCAGAUGAACUGCUUAAGACUACUCCUUUGCUUCAACUGGACCCUGCUGAAGCAGGAGUGUUUGGUGGCCCCUAUCCCUUCGGCAUCGACCCGAUCUGGAAUAUUGCCAACAAUAAACUGGCCUUCCUCAAUUCAUUUAAGAUGAAAAUGUCUGUGAUUCUUGGCAUUAUCCACAUGCUCUUUGGUGUCAUGUUGAGUCUUCUCAAUCACAUAUAUUUUAAGAAGCCACUGAACAUAUACCUUGGAUUUAUUCCAGAGAUGAUUUUCAUGUCCUCGCUGUUUGGAUACCUUGUUAUUCUCAUUUUCUAUAAGUGGACAGCCUACGAUGCUCAUACAUCAAAGGAAGCCCCAAGCCUUUUAAUACAUUUUAUCAACAUGUUUUUGUUUUCCUAUGGUGAUACCAGUAACAAGAUGCUUUAUAAAGGGCAGAAAGGACUCCAGUGUUUCCUUGUGGUGGUGGCAUUACUGUGCGUGCCAUGGAUGCUGGUAGCUAAACCUCUGGUCCUUCGCCACCAGUAUUUAAGGAGAAAGCACUUGGAAGGGCAGCCCGUGGAGGCCCAGGUCAGCACAGUCCCGAACGAGCAGGCACUAGAGGCAGCAGCGGCUGCAACAGGAACACACAACUUUGGUGGGAUCCGGGUGGGCAAUGGACCAACAGAGGAGGAUGCUGAGAUCAUUCAACAUGAUCAGUUAUCUACCCAUUCUGAGGAGGGGGAGGAGUUUGACUUUGCUGACACUGUGGUGUACCAGGCCAUCCACACCAUUGAGUACUGCCUGGGGUGCAUCUCCAACACUGCGUCCUACUUGAGGCUCUGGGCUCUCAGCUUAGCCCAUGCACAGCUCUCGGAGGUGCUGUGGACCAUGGUGAUCCACACUGGGCUCAGUGUGAGGAGUCUGGCUGGAGGCUUUGGCCUUUUCUUCAUUUUUGCUGCUUUUGCUACCCUGACAGUAGCAAUUCUCCUGGUCAUGGAAGGCCUGUCUGCUUUCCUCCAUGCUCUUCGCUUGCACUGGAUCGAGUUCCAGAACAAGUUCUACACUGGCACGGGCUUCAAGUUCCUGCCGUUCUCCUUUGACACCAUCCGCGAGGGGAAGUUUGACGAUUAGCAUCCCCCGAGCUGCACCCGAGCUUUGUGUCCCGUCUGUGUCCCCAUAGUGAACGUAACUUAUUGCAGCAGCCUGAGUGUUACCGGGAAGUUGGAAAGCCGCGAGCUUUGGCAUUCCUGGGUUAAUGAGUGAUCCUGAUCAAAGAAACUUCUCCCUUCAGUUACUGCCGCCGCGGCACGGCGUGUCGGUGUGGUGUAACUGUGCUCUGUGCUGUGAAUUUCCUGCCGGGUCUAUCAGGGUACUGUGAGAAUAAUGCAGCUGAGCGGGCGGAGGGGCACGGGGAGAGGAGGGCGCGGUACCUCCAUCCUGCAUAAAGCUUCCUGCUCAGGAAAAGAGAUUUCGGAGGGAGUUUUGUGUGCGGUUCCUCCGCGUCUGCCUGGAGCGCUUCUCCCCGGCGCCUCCACGCCUGCGUUGUUUCCCGCUGGAGGAGCGGCCGCAGCGCUGCCCGAGCUCCGUGCCGGCGGGCGCUGCGGGUCUGCGUGGCAAAGCAGCUCCGCUCCGCACCUGCCGAUGCCGCUUUUUCUCCUGUGCAAAUUGUGGGUCAGCCCCUGCCUUCUCAGCCCGAUGAGCUGCAGUGCUGUGUGUUGCGAUGUGUGUCGUGCUGCGUUUUGUGCUGUGCCGUGCGUUGUGCUGUGUGUAACUGUCAGUUAUUGCUGUAUUGUUGUGAACAGAGCAGAACAGUAACGCAAAUCCCCCCAGCCUGGAGUUGAGCUGGAAGCCGUGGAAGAGCUGCGCGCGUCUCCUGCAGCGCUGCCGUGUGCGUGCGGGGCGCCGCGGCGAUGCACGGGGCAGCGAUGGGGCGAGGGGCGGUGGGGGCUGCGGAACGAGACCCGCCCCGCCGCGUGGCUGGGGAUCACUGUGCGUUAAUUGAAGUCGCCGUGCAUUAAAGGCGCUGCGCUGCA